UCAGACAGCUUAUCUCUUUUUCUCUACCUCUCUUUCUCUCUCUCUCUCUCUCUCUCUCUUUUGUCCAAUCAGAAAACCUCUCUCUCUCAUCUUCUCGUUCUCUCAUCUUUCACGCCUUGUCUCCCUUCUUUGCAAUAACUAUCCGUACAAACCGAUCCUAAAAUGGUGAUGUUUAAGCUUCCAACUCGGAGCUCCGACUUGGGUGUGAGUUCCCCGACGACUUCAUGUUCUUGUUACAAGAUUUUGGAAGAUUUGGAAGCAUCCACACAACUCCUCGAGGUCUCUAGUUCAAGCUUAAAGCUAAGCCAACGUCAAAACACGCAGUUUCAAGGAGUUGAAAAUAGGUCCGAGAGCUUCGAGCUAAUUUCAGUCCAUUUCCGUCCACUUUUUGGACUUCCAAAAGUUGUUUCUCAUAUAGGAGAGAAUUACCCAGAUGAGGUAUGUGGACAAGCAAGGCAAGGAAGCUACGAUCUGAUUACAUAUCAAACUUGGUUAGCUGAAUUCUUUGUGGCGUACGAGGAAUCUCUAGCAGUUCUGACAUUUCCAUAAAUAAAUGUAGGAGCUUAUUUCUUGUUGUGUAAUAAGUACCUUACUAGAUUCGACUGUUCUAUUUAUGUCGUACUGUCAUCUAUGCUCUGAACACUUAUGUUUUAUGGGUUCUUCCCACUAUUGCGCACUAUCUACUUUAGAUUAAAUAAAUGUUAGCUUUGGUUUAAA
Messenger RNA from Pyrus x bretschneideri (Chinese white pear), 717 nucleotides. RefSeq lists its product as uncharacterized. Lineage: Eukaryota; Viridiplantae; Streptophyta; Magnoliopsida; Rosales; Rosaceae. The transcript is spliced from 3 exons. The record is from RefSeq and is a predicted model, not a curated record. Bases 163 to 549 code for a protein of 128 amino acids.